AUGGCGGCAGACAGUUCAGUCGCGGUCAAUGGAGGAGGAGGGGUGAGAGCGGCGGAGAUGGGUCUGCGCGGGACCAAGCGCGGUGCCAGUGACUCAAACUUGUCCGACUUCGAGAGGUUUGAGAAGAGAUUGCGUUUGCUCAGUCUACGCAACUCCGGCAAGAAUAACAAUGGCAAGAGCAACCUCUACACCCCCAUCUCCCACUCCCCCACCACGACCACUCCCAAUGGAGCAUCUUCAAAUGCCAAUCACGUGUCCCAAUCUCCCGAGAACGACACGAUGCAAGUAGACGACACACGCGAUCGAGUCUACAUCCACGAUCUCGACGCCGAACUAGCGGACAUCGAGUCCGACGAGGAGAAACUCAUCUACCUCCCCGACAUUGAGAAGAAGCUCAGCAAGCUCCCGCGACAGGUCUUAGGCGGUCGCGAAGAUGACUACGAGGGCCAGGAGCUGGUGCUGUAUAGUGUGCCCAAGUCGCUGACCGUGGACGAGGGUCAUGACUCCGUGAGAAAGGCGAUUAUUGAGUCGCGACAGCGGGCGAGGGAGAAGGCGGCGGAGGAGGCGAGGUAUGCGGAUAUGGAGAGGAAGUAUGAUUGGAGUGGUCAAGACGGUGGCGCGGAGACGGCGCAUGGGUAUGGUGCUGGAUAUGUUCCGAACCAGGAGCUGGAGGACGACCCGGAUGCUAUGGACAUCGGUUGA
Saxophila tyrrhenica is the source of this 702-nucleotide messenger RNA. RefSeq lists its product as uncharacterized. The record is from RefSeq and is a predicted model, not a curated record. The transcript is spliced from 2 exons. The coding region runs from base 1 to 702 and encodes 233 amino acids. Lineage: Eukaryota; Fungi; Ascomycota; Dothideomycetes; Mycosphaerellales; Extremaceae.